AUGUCAGGUCUCCGAAUUCUCGUCCCCGUGAAGAGGGUGAUAGACUACGCAGUACGUAUACCAGCGAAACCGCAUUCGCCAGUGGCCCGGAACCACAUACACACAAAUCUGUACUUCGAUCUACGAGCAGUUACCGGAGCCACUAUAACAAAACCCCCCCAGCCGCCAUUCUCCAAUUCCGCCACGCUUCUAGCCAGACCUCGAGCUAACAGCCCGCCCCACCAGGUCAAACCCCGCGUCAACAAAACCCAAACCGCAAUCGAGACCGCCGGCGUAAAACACAGCAUGAACCCCUUCGACGAGCUCUCCAUCGAAGAAGCGGUACGUCUGCGCGAGCGCUCCAAGACCUCCGGCCCGAAAGUCGACGACAUCGUGGCGUGGAGCGCCGGCCCGCAAAAAGCGCAAGACGUGCUGCGGACCGCCAUGGCCAUGGGCGCGGACCGCGGGAUCCACGUGCUGGUGCCGGACGCGAGCCAGGGCGGGAAGAAAGACGGGGAGAGCGGUGAUGGAGGCGAUUUGGAGCCGCUGGGGGUCGCGAAGUUGCUCGCGAAGACGGUGGAGCAGGAGAAGGUGAAUAUGGUGAUAUUGGGGAAACAGAGUAUCGACGACGACGCGAACCAGACGGGCCAAAUGCUCGCGGGUUUGCUGGGGUGGCCGCAGGCGACGCAAGCCUCCAAGGUGGAGAUGGGGAAGGAUGGGACGGAGUGCACGGUUAUCCGGGAGGUGGAUGGGGGCGUUGAGACGCUGAGGGCGAAGGUUCCCAUUGUGAUCACGACGGAUUUGAGACUUAAUGAGCCGAGGUAUGCGAGUUUGCCGAAUAUCAUGAAGGCGAAGAAGAAGCCGUUGGUUAAGAAGGCGCCGGAGGACUAUGGCGUCGAUGUCAAGAGGAGGUUGAGGACGGUCAAGGUUGUGGAACCACCGCCCAGGAAGGGCGGGCAGAAGGUGGGGAGUGUGGAUGAGAUGAUUGGGAGGCUGAAGGAGCUGGGUGCGAUAUGA
This is a messenger RNA of Coniosporium apollinis CBS 100218, 996 nucleotides long. RefSeq lists its product as uncharacterized. The coding region runs from base 1 to 996 and encodes 331 amino acids. The record is from RefSeq and is a predicted model, not a curated record. Gene Ontology annotation, molecular function: electron transfer activity. The transcript has a single exon. Lineage: Eukaryota; Fungi; Ascomycota; Dothideomycetes. Gene Ontology annotation, cellular component: cytosol.